Molecule: messenger RNA, 1320 nt
Organism: Cladocopium goreaui
Lineage: Eukaryota; Dinophyceae; Suessiales; Symbiodiniaceae
Source: the annotation of a GenBank genome assembly
AUGGGUCGUUCAUGGUGGAAAUUGGGGAGCCAGGCUGAACAAGACCUGCCCAGGAUGACCAGGACAGCGAAGACACCGGCACAGACGCCAUCCACCAUAGAGACGCGAUCACCGCCGGAAACGCCAGAGAAAAUGACUCCACGAGAGAGGAUGGACCCCUGCAAGGUUCAGCUCAGGAUGCUACAGGCAGCAGUUUGGAGCAUGGCCCUAGGGAUCGCGCAUCCCUUCUUCACUGAGCUCUCCAAGUCAGCUCACCUUCAUGAGUUCGAGGGCGGUGUCCUGGUGCGAGAUACACGACGGGUGAUGCCUUUCCAUUUGAUCACGCUGACUUUGACCUCGCAGACGCUGGCAGUGCUGAUUGCCGCAUGUACCAGGGCCUAUCUCUGUGGCUCCGUCCAGGUGGCUGCGCGCGAGCUCUUCGAUCCCAGGAUGGAGAAAUUCCUACCCAUUGGUAUCUUGUAUGGUGUGGGCGAUUUCCUGCAGACCAUGGCCUGCAACAAGUCCUCCACCCCAGUAGUGUUGCUGGUGGGCCAAAGCAAGCUCUUCCUUUCUGCCCUGCUCUCGAAGGUUGUCCUGGACAGCCAGCCCAAUCGCACGAACUGGCUCUGCCUGCUGACCAUUUCCCUUGCCACCAUGGCCUCCACGGAUAUCAGUGCCAACGACGCGCUGGCGCAUAGUGAAGAGUUCAAGGGAGCCUUGCUGGCCUUGCUGAAGGCCGUCCUGUCCACAACAGGUGCCGUGUGGUGUGAGCGAGUUUACAAAGGCUCUGGGCAGAGCGACUUUUGGGUAGUGUCCUUCCGCGUGCAACUGUCCAUGCUGAUGACAAGUAUCGUCUUGCUGCUGGUCAACAACAACCCUAUGGAACUCUGGGCCACUGGCUUGUUCUCCAGUGGGCCUUAUCCGGUGUGCAGCGGCGGGCUUCCUCCGGGCUGUGAGGGCAGUGUGUGCGCUUGCACCACUACAGCAGGCUGGGAUUACAAGACUUGCCUGGCAAUGGUCGCGAUAAUCCUGAAUGGCUACGCCACCGGCUUCUUCCUGAAGCACCUGUCGGCUGUGUGCAAGGCAGUGUGCAACCUGGGAAGUUCCGGACUCUGCUGUGCGGCCUGCUGGGCCAUGGGCUUUGGAUCUUGCAGCAUUGCACAGGUCUGUGUGACAGUCAUAGUGUUGCUGCAUUCUGGAGACUAUGCUCUUGAAAAAGCACAGGCGGCCAGUUGCACGAAAAGGACUGACCUGCAGGUCGCCAAUGAAGAGUGGACUGCCAACUAUUCCAAAGGCUCAACAGGAGCGGAAAAGCCCAAGUUGGCAACCGAAGAUCCUUGA